AAUAACAUUGUGAGAUUACUUAUAUUGAGUAAUAUCUUAUUUAAAAUGGCCCUGUGUAGUGCUUUAGACUGCAAAAAUAAAGGCGUUCACGCUUUCCCUAAAGACCCAAAGCGUAGAAAGGCUUGGGAGAAAGCGUUAAGAAUCAAAAACUUUAAAGCAAAAGACUCAUCGCGAUUAUGUUCCAUGCAUUUUACAUCAGAUGACUAUUACGGACAAAGUAUAUACACAAAUUACGAGCCGAAAGCGAGAUUCUUGAAGAAAACUGCCGUACCUUCAAUAUUUCCAUUCAACGUUUCGAGAUUAGAUACGGCAAGUGCAACAGCCCGUCAGCAGCGACUUGAGAUGAGGUCUCAGAAAAAGUUACGGUUUGAAGAGACUGUAACCCCAUCAACAAGCCACCAACCAUCUAUGAAUAAAGAAAGAACUGUGCCCCACUCCAUGGAUGUAGAAAAAACUGUAACUCCAACAUCAAUAAAUCAAGAAAGUACAGUGCCAGUCUUCAUGGACGUUGCUAGUGAAAUAGAAAUUAGUGCGGAUAUAAAUGAUUUUACAGUGCCUAUUUUAAAUAAUCCUAAAUUCUCGUCUAAAGAGACGCAAAUUGACAUGGAACAUGUAUUUGGAACAAUACAUAGAUUCAAAAAUGAUGAUAAAGCAAUUAAAUUUUAUACAGGCUUCGAGUCUUACAGGAAAUUCUAUUUUGUUUACUCAACUUUGAGUCCUAUGGCCCAUAAAAUACAGUAUUAUGGUAGUUCUGUUAUUUUGCUCAGUACUGAAGAUCAGUUCUUUUUAACAAUAAUGAAAUUAAGACAAAAUAAAUGUAUUUUUGAACUAAGCAAAUUUUUUAAUGUAAGUACUACUACGGUGUCAAAUAUAUUUAUUACCUGGAUAAAUUUUAUUCAUCAACUCUGGAGCAGAAUAAACAUAUGGCCUAGUAAAGAAUUAGUUCAAUACUACAUGCCUCAACAUUUCAAAGAAUAUAAUAAAAAUAUUCGAGUGAUAUUAGACGCUACUGAAAUAGCUGUUCAAAAACCAAAAAACACCACUUCACAGCAAGCUUCAUGGAGUAGUUAUAAACAUGCUAAUACUCUUAAAGUGUUAGUUGGUGCAACUCCUGGUGGACUGCUUACUUAUUGUUCACAGGCUUUUGCGGGCUCUAUAAGUGAUAGGCAAACUGUUGAACGAAGUGAUCUCUUAUCCAAGUGUCAAAGUGAUGAUACUAUACUAGCCGACAGAGGAUUUACUAUUCAAGAUAUGUUUGCAGAUAAAAAUAUAACCGUGAAGAUUCCUUCUUUCCUAAAGGGAAAGUCCCAAUUACCAGGUUUGACAGUCAUAAAAGAUAGAGAACUUGCAAGUAAACGUGUUCAUAUAGAAAGGAUUAUAGGUUUGACAAAAACCUACAAAAUAUUAAAGUCGGAAUUGGAUCACAGUUAUGUUCCAAUAGCAAGUAAAAUAUUUUUUGUUUGUUUUAUGUGUUGCAACUUUAGAGAAUGUAUAAUGAAAAAAAAAUAA
Molecule: messenger RNA, 1509 nt
Organism: Leguminivora glycinivorella
Lineage: Eukaryota; Metazoa; Arthropoda; Insecta; Lepidoptera; Tortricidae
Exons: 2
Coding region: 46-1509 (487 amino acids)
Source: RefSeq, a predicted model, not a curated record